This is a messenger RNA of Pantherophis guttatus, 3176 nucleotides long. RefSeq names its product syntaxin-3-like. Lineage: Eukaryota; Metazoa; Chordata; Lepidosauria; Squamata; Colubridae. Gene Ontology annotation, molecular function: SNARE binding; SNAP receptor activity. Gene Ontology annotation, cellular component: endomembrane system; plasma membrane; SNARE complex. The record is from RefSeq and is a predicted model, not a curated record. Gene Ontology annotation, biological process: vesicle fusion; exocytosis; intracellular protein transport.
CUUUGGAAUUGGCUCCCCCUGUUUCGAAACCUCUCCUUUGGGCUGCUGUUUCUUCCACUUGUUCUCCGGAGAUUCAUUUUGGCAGCUCCUCUUCUACUGUUGGGCUUUGUGCCACCCACCCUUGGCAUGGAAUGUUGUCCAGCCGGUCGGAGUUGGCCAUGUGAUGCCGGAGUAAAUGCUGGCUUAGAAUCAGAUUGCCAUGGUCAAUAUUUGCAGUAGCUGUAGGGAGGGAAGAGCUCUUUUUUUGUUGUUUUUUGUUUUUUGUUUGUUUCUUAACUUUCUUUUUCUGCCGGCUUCCCAGCCCCAGCGGCUCAGAUUGACGCAAAACCUUUCUGGAGUUGCUUUCGAAAACUUUCUCAAAGCCGAUGGGUGGAUCUUGCUCACCUCCUUCCCUGCAAAUGUUUCAGGUGUCAAGGAGAGCCGAAGAUGAAGGACAGGCUGGAGGAACUGAGGAGACGCAUGUAUGAGAAUGGGGACUCCCUGGAGCUGGAAGAGGCCUUCUCCUUCGACAAUCCCGUUUUCCAAGAAGACGAGAGCAGUCCCGUGAGUAAGGUUCUCCAAGAAAUAAGCAGCCUGUCCUUGGCUCUGGAGAAGUUGGAGCAAUCCUCUGAGAACAUCGCUAAGAAGCAGCAGCAGGUGCUUUGCUGCACCACCGAAGUGAGCAUUGGCGAGGAGAAAAAAGAGCUGAGCACCAUGAAGGACAUUUUCACCAGGGAGGCUAAGGCUCUCCAGCCGAGGCUCAAUGACAUCCGGGAGACCCUGGCCAAGGACGGUGUUAAGAAUCUGGCCAUCAGCCGCAUUCGCUACAGCCAGUUCUCGGUGCUGGUCAACCGCUACUGUGAGAUCAUCACCCGCCAUUAUGCCAAGGAAACCCACUAUGUGGAGAAGCUGAAGGAGCAGAUCCAGAGACAGACGGAACUGGCAGGCUUGCAUCUCCAAGAGGAGGACAUCAAGCGACUGGUGGAGAGCCCUACGAUGCCGCGCAUUGUUGGCCAAGACCUGGAAGUGCUCAAAGCCAAGCAGCACCUCGCCAUGGCCCAGGUUCGCCACCAGCAGCUGCUGGAUUUGGAGGCCCAGAUCAGUGAGCUCCAUUCCCUCUUCUUGCACUUGGAGAUCCUGGUUUUGGAACAACAGGAGAUCCUCGACAGUAUCGAGUACAACAUCCUGCACACCACUGAUUACAUUUCCCAGUCCAACGAGGAAGUCAAGAAAGCCAUCAAAUAUCAGCGCCAUUCCCGGUUGUCCGCCCUCUUGUCAGCGCUCGUAGGCCUUUGUGCCUGUUGUACAUGCCUAUCGUGCAUGGCAACACCAAGUGUGUUGCGCUGAACAAAACAACAACAACAAACCAAGACAGAGCUGUUUCUUUCAAGGAGAAAGAGAAACCCCAUGAUGACCAAGACCAUCAUAGAGCAUUGGAUGGACCGCUGAGAAAAAGUCAGUCUGGAUAAAGGGGGCUGAUGGGAGCUUCCAAAAAGGCAGUCUGGGCUUGAGUCGAGUGGAAUAUUUUGCUUUAUUUUUUGCAAAGCAGAAGAAGGGACUUAUUGAAAUAGGACAUGGGUUUCUGCAGAGCUCAGCUCCAGUUUUGUUUCUAGCAGCCCAUGACUGCUUCUGGACUAUUGGUAUGCAAGCUCUCAUGGUCCCAUGCUCUAGUUGUAGGUUUUAACUACUAGGAUUCAGCUGCCUCCUACACCAGGAGCUUCUGUUUUGCUUCACCUGGUGAACCGUAGCAAACGGAUCAGUUUUUCUCAUCUUCUGUUUUGGCACUGAGGUUCAUCCCUAGGUCAUUAGGGCAAUGAAAAAGCUGUUGUCUCAUCAGCUCCUGGACCGUUCCCUUGAGCCGCAAGUGAGAAGCCCGGAUUUAGGAUGAAGGACUUUUGAUAUUCCUGGAUAGGUGACAAUCAUCCCAACCACGACAGAAAAGUGCCUCUGCGCGAGCUCAGAUGCUCUCUCUCCUGUCUUUGAUGCUUUUGUGUGUUUUAAAAAUAAGACCUUCUUUCUUCAAAAAAGGCUCAGGAUUGAAGCAAGCUGCUUCAGGUGGCGCAAUUCAGGCAAAACGCAGGUCGUGGAGUCUACAGCAGUGGUGAAAUCCACAUUUUUUUUUACUACCGGUUCUGUGGGGGUGGCUUGGUGGACGUGGCAGGGGAAGGAUACUGCAAAAUCCCCAUUCCCACCCCACUCCAGGGGAAGGAUACUGCAAAAUCCCCAUUCCCACCCCACUCUGGGGCCAGCCAGAGGUGGUAUUUGCCGGUUCUACGAACUAUUCAAAAUUUCUGCUACCGGUUCGCCAGAACCUGUCAGAACCUCCUGGAUUUCACCCCUGAUCUAAAGGCUUAAAAACAAUCUUACAAGUGCUGGUUUUAGCAGAUGGCAAAGGACACCCAAGAAGUAAGAAAAUAUACUGAGCUGCAAAACAGGUUCUGUGGCAAUAGCGCUUAUUUCUGACUUCCCUGAAACGCUGAAGCUGAACAUGCGCGCAUGUAUUUGUAAAAUGUAUUAAAGUCAAACAAUAUCUUUGCAAUCCUGGAUCCCCUUACUCCCUGUUUUCCCUACCCCACCUCUCACCGUACUGUUUUUGCCUAAAAGAUUUCCUAAUAUUCUUGCAAUGCAUCUCCUAUUGAUUUUAAUCUAUGCUCGUGCGAAGAAACGGGCAAUCUUUUUUCCUAAGCUGGAAAAUGAGAUCUCUGUGUCAGAGUGUACACAAAUAAUGAAUGAGUUUGCUGGUUUCAGUUCCUGGAUGUUGUAAGGCACCGUACAUUUCACGUAAAUAAUUUACAACCAUGUUAUCUCACACAGUUGGCAUAACGUGGAAGGUGAAUUCAGGGUGUCGAGGAGUUACAAGAAAGUUAAAAGGUGUGUGUGAGUUAUCACAGAUUCUUGGCUAUCUUGCAGAAAGGAAAUCGGUUUCCACAGUGUUUGCUUUCUUCUUCUUCUUCUUUUUUUUUAUAAUGUGCUUCUUUGAAAAGCAGAGAGGAGAGAUGGACUCUACUAAAUCCCCCCUCCUAUUUCCCACACAUGAGAAGGUGGCAGCAUGGAAGCUUCCGGCCUAAUAUGGCUUCCAAAGCUGAUACUGUUGUGAUUUAGAACUGAGGUUCCUAAGACAGGAAUCCAUUCUGCAUAAAGGGAAAAAAAUUGUAACUGUUUGUUUGUCUAGAAUUUAAUUUGGGACUGAUACUGGC